Erythranthe guttata (spotted monkey flower) is the source of this 1235-nucleotide messenger RNA. Its product is annotated as 5'-methylthioadenosine/S-adenosylhomocysteine nucleosidase. NCBI's taxonomy places the organism in Eukaryota, Viridiplantae, Streptophyta, Magnoliopsida, Lamiales, Phrymaceae. The record is from RefSeq and is a predicted model, not a curated record. Gene Ontology annotation, molecular function: methylthioadenosine nucleosidase activity. Gene Ontology annotation, biological process: nucleoside metabolic process.
GGCAUGAUUGAGCAAAGAGGAAAAUUACAGUCCCACUAAUCUCAGUAUCGACGGUGUGGAAACCUCCGGUUACUUCCAAUUUGACCUGGACUCGCAAAACCACUAGUAUUUAAUCAACCACCCUACCGGAGGCGGCGGCGGAGUAUUUUCUCUAGAUAUUUCGUCAGGGUAAGAAGGGAAAAAAGCUUUAAUUCGUCGGAGAGAAAAGAAACACCGAUCAAUGGCACCACCACACGACGACAAAGCGGCGGCGGAAGUCAACGACGAACAAAUCCCUAAACGCCCUAUCUCCAAUAUUCUCUUCAUAAUCGCUAUGCAGACGGAGGCGUCACCUCUAGUGGAUAAGUUUCAGCUCGCCGAGGAUCCUGAUUCUGUGUUUCCAAAGGGCGUUCCAUGGGUUAGGUACUAUGGUAAAUAUAAGGAUUUGAACAUCAACAUUGUUUGCCCUGGAAAAGACACAGUAUUGGGUGUUGACUGCGUUGGCACGGUUUCUGCAUCUCUUCUGACUUAUGCUUCUAUUCAAGCAUUACAGCCGGACCUUAUUAUAAAUGCAGGGACUUCUGGAGGAUUCAAGGCAAAAGGUGCUUCCGUAGGUGAUGUAUAUCUUGCAUCAGAUGUUGCUUUCCACGACAGAAGAAUUCCUAUCCCUGUUUUUGACUUAUAUGGUGUUGGCUCACGUCAAGCAUGCUCCACACCUAAUCUUGCAGAGGAGCUGAACUUAAAGGUCGGAAAAUUAUCUACUGGUGAUUCUUUAGAUAUGUCCCCACAUGACGAAGAAGCCAUGGUGGCUAACGAUGCAACCAUUAAAGAUAUGGAGGGAGCUGCUAUUGCUUAUGUGGCGGAUCUAUUGAAAGUGCCGGCAAUAUUCUUGAAAGCUGUGACUGAUAUUGUCGACGGCGACAAACCAACGGCUGAGGAGUUUCUCCAAAAUCUGCUAGCUGUUACUGCUGCCCUUGAUCUUGCUGCGACCAAAGUAGUUGAUUUUAUCAAUGGAAAGAGCUGCUCAGAACUUUGAUUGAUCCUUCUCAAUUUAAUCUUAUCAAAAAAGAUUAAUAAUUACUCGUUAGAUCCUCUUUAUUUAGUAUUUUGGUUCAGAUUCUUGAAGACCGUAUUCUUUUUGAAUAGCUUAUUGAUAGCGAUGUACCUCGUUUGCGCAUUGCAUGUAUUCUUGCUACACGUUGAAACAUCAUGUAGACUUGCAAAUGGUCUAAAAAUUGUCACUUUUGCCGCAUGAA